CAAAUAGAAGACCAUGCAGGAGUUGGUCAAGUCCCUAAUUUGCCUAGUAAACGACUAUAUAUUCAUACGUCGUGCCUUUGAUCUUUGCUUGCUAAUUCUUGCUGUUCGUCUGCAUAGCCUUGAGCUUCUUUCUCCGCAUCUUGGGCUUCUCACAUCACCUGCAGCCUGAAAGACUACCCUGUGACUCUAACACGAUGCCUCCACAGCAAGGAGAAGUGCCUUUAUCGACACUCUUUGCAGAUGUUCAUUACUACUUCUCCCCGCCCACCCAAAGUCCUCCACAUCACCGCUUCGACAAAGGCUCCUACGUCUACCUCUACCACAGUCCUAUGCGACAGAGUGGGCGUGUAGAGAUCGCGAAUCAUGCUGGGACACCAAGCCAGGAUGCCUUUGCUGGUCAAUUGGACUCGGUGAAGAUUCAGCAAACAUAUAAGCAUCCAUGUUUGUUCACUAUGACGGUUGAUGCAUUUCGCAACCCUAGUGGAAGCCCAGCGUCCAGCCCACACCAGGACCCGUCUCAAUGGCAUCUUCCUACGCUAGAUGCAAUGAACCAGAACAAAUACAUGUAUAGACUGCACACAGUUGACUUGUAUUUCUGGACUCCCAAGGAUGCGUCCAUGUUUCUGGAUUCUAUACGGCGAGUGUUGCAACCGCAUCAGCUCCAGAUCGUCAGCGACCCUCAGGCAACCCCACCACUGUUCGAGCAUAAGGUCGAUGCGAUGAACCCAGUGAUUGCAAAUCUAGAAAAGGCAGCCAUAUCACAAUCGCAUCGAAAACCAAGCAUCAGUACCACACAGUCGUUCCCCGGUCCACCAACUGCCCCAUCUCGCAUGGCAAGUCCACCAGCUGAGAAUUACGCACCGAUGGCCUACAAUCCUGCAGCUCCUGCCGCGCCUGAACCCAUCGCUCAUCGCGAGAAAACACCUCCCCCUCCUGAUGCUGACAACGGAACUGGCCUUGGAGCUGCUGCUGUGCACGAGCACCAUAACCAGCAAUAUAGUAAUCCACUGCAGGCCUCCUUCGCACCUCAGCCGACAUCGGGACCGUAUACACCUGGACCGCCAUCAUCAGGAUACGGCUUCAGUGGUCCACCAAACCCAAGCGUGCAACGUACGAAUACAGCAGGGUCGAUGCCGUCUCCACCACAGAGCCCUCCGUCAUUUGCCCCACCUCCACAAUCCGCCCCUCCUCCUCAAUACGAACAGCAGGCUCCAGCACAUCCAAGUCUUCAACGGCACUCGACUAUGCCAGUAGCUCCGUUGCCAUCUCCUGGUUUUGCACCGCAACAACAUUAUCAACCGGUAGCUUCGCCUCCACCAGGUGGAUUUUCCCAGUAUCAGUAUGGAAGUACGUCGCAACAGGCUCAAGGAGCCAACUCGCACAACAUGCACCAGCAACUGUAUCGACCAAGUGAGCAGGAAGCCAAUGCCCACGACCAUGAGUCGACAUCGCAGCCCAACUCGAACAUCGGAAAACGAGUAGACAAGGUCGAGAAGGGCAUUGGCAAAUUUUUGAAAAAGCUGGACAAGAAAUUUUGAGUAAAAUGCCGAAUUUUCCUUUUCGUAUGUUUACUUGUACUUGUAGCGAUUCAGCGAGCGAAUCUAGUUUUAAAUGAACGGACGGCGCAAUUGACCUGUUGAAACAUUU
Messenger RNA from Dothidotthia symphoricarpi CBS 119687, 1647 nucleotides. RefSeq lists its product as uncharacterized. Lineage: Eukaryota; Fungi; Ascomycota; Dothideomycetes; Pleosporales; Dothidotthiaceae. The transcript is spliced from 3 exons. The record is from RefSeq and is a predicted model, not a curated record. Bases 195 to 1538 code for a protein of 447 amino acids.